AUGCCCCAAUCUUUCACAGGACCUGGCAUUUUAAGCCUGGGGACGUGGUAUAUGUUGAAUAUAAAGAUAUACUCCCCGAUAGUGGACAAAGGAUUGUACAUUAUUCCGGCUUACGUUGUCAUGGCAGCAGGGGUAGCGGUAACUCUGUUUGGGAUUGUAGGAUGUUUAGGUGCCAUCAACGAUAACAGGUGUAUGAUAUCUUUCUUUUUUACUUUUGUAUUGAUUGCAUUUGGAUGUGAAGUUUUCUCCACUGUCAAGUCAUUCUUAGUUUAUGACAAGGUUUCAUCGUCCAUAGAAAUGAGAUUAGAGUAUAGUAUGAAAUACCUGUAUCACUACAACACAGAACAUUCUGAUGUAAUCAACAGCAUACAAAGAGAACUGAAUUGUUGUGGUCUUCAUAAAUACAGUGACUGGCAAUACUAUCGUUACUAUAGAGAUGUCAGUCUAGCUGUGGCGAGAGGGAGAGAGACGGUUCCAAUCAGCUGUUGUCGAGAUACAGCCGGUACUUUAUGCAAUGUUGGAAAUAAAGUACCACGUGAUUUAAGAAAGAUAUAUACAAAGGGUUGUCAGACUGCCCUUGAAAACUGGAUACAAAGUAAUAUGCUUAUUUUUGGAUGGACCUGUUUUGCAAUGAGUUCUGUGCAGAUACUUGGAAUGGUAUUAUGCUGUUGUUUCUAUAAAGCAAUGAAAGAUACAAGAAGAUAACACAGCGAAACACCACUGACAGAAUAGAACAAUUAUUGUGUUAUUUAUCCUUCUACACACUGUAAAAGGAGUAGGUUCGAUAACACCCUUAAACGGCCCCUAUUUCUAGCUACAAUUUCAAAUUAGGAUUUAUUGACCAAUAUCACAAUGAAUCAUAGCUAAUACAAUGACUAGAUAGAAAAUAUGUCUUUUUGUUGAAAAUUUACGUACUUGCGUUCUUUUCAUAAUGUCACAAAUAGCACUCAUUUUGAUUUUCAACGAAAACGGGUAAAUUUCCAAUGAUUUUUUGGACAGGAAACAUAGAGCGCAUGCGUCGACAAAAAAGCCUUUUUAACAAAAUGUUUUUUUAUCACAUUUUACAUAUCUGAAUUGAAUAUUUAGUUUGUCGACGCCUGCGCUCUAUGUUUCCUAGGCCUUAAUUUGGUUGAAAUCUGGACGAUUUGGUCAAAUUUCGCAAAAAUCUCUGUUUUUGACCAAUUUGGGAUGUAAAAAUCAACGCUUUAAAACUAAAACUUUGACAAAAAAAGUUCUAUUCAACUUUCUCACAUGUCUUUUUAUCACUUUAAAACAUUUAUUAUCUUGAUACUUAAACUUUAAACUUAAUAAUCGGGGCCAAAUAUGACCCUUACCGAACUUACUCCUUUA
This is a messenger RNA of Mytilus californianus (California mussel), 1350 nucleotides long. RefSeq names its product tetraspanin-3-like. The coding region runs from base 1 to 705 and encodes 234 amino acids. The record is from RefSeq and is a predicted model, not a curated record. Gene Ontology annotation, cellular component: membrane. The transcript has 7 exons. NCBI's taxonomy places the organism in Eukaryota, Metazoa, Mollusca, Bivalvia, Mytilida, Mytilidae.